CCGCACACCAAUCCCUCUACGGCCUCCCAACUUUCAGACACCUCUUGCCGUCCCGCCCUCUCCGGAACUUCUGGGAGCCCUUGGACGCCCGCCCAACUCCCCUGCCCCGUUACAAUCUCUUCUAUUCCUCGACUGCCCGCCCCCUUACCCCGGCCCGAAGACCCCCGCUAUGGCCCGGUCGUACGGCGGCCGGGUGCUGGCCGCGAUGACCCUGCUGGGCAUCCCCGCGGCUGUGCUGGCGGCGCUGGGAGCGCAGCUGCUGUUCCAGCUGCAGGCGGGCCGAGCGGAGUUGCGGGGACUGCGCGCCGACGGGCUCGGCCCCGAGCUGGGUGCCGGCCCCGGGCUGCCCGAGGACGCGGCCGGGGCGCUGCUGCCGCUGGCCGCCGCGCUCGCCGCGCUCGCCCUGGUGUUGGGCCUCACCUGCCUUCUGCUCGCCGCGCUCUGCGGCCACCUGGGCGCCGAGCUGGCGCGGGGGCCCGGCCCCGGCAGGUCUGACUGGUUUCUCUAUGACUGCCGCCUCCUCAGACACGUGGCCCUUGGCCUUUUCUGCUGUGGGGUCUCUGUCUACUUAGCAGCACUGUCCAUCUAUGCCCUGCUGCUCUUUGAGAUCGAGACAGGUGCAGCAGCCGCCUCCAUCUUUGGAGUGGGUGCUCUGGUCUUGGUGGCGGCGCUGACCCACACUCUGCUCCGAGCUGCCCGGGCCACCCACCGCGGCCUCCAUGAACUGUCCCCACCGCACUUUGAAGACGACCCUGUCCACCCUGCUAGAGUCUCCAAGGCCAGCCCCAGGGCUCCGCCCCAGCAGGGUACCCACCACCGGACCCCCUACUCAUCCCUUCCAGAACCUGGGGGCCCCCUUAGACCAACGUUCGCUGCUACGGCACCUGUAGCCAUGGGGGGAGGCCGGGGGACCAGCCUGCCUUUAUCCUACAUGCACCGGACACUGUCGGUUGGCAGGGGACACUGGGAAGGGGUCACCCACGAGAUGCACAGCAUGCUAGGCCACCGGCCAGGGGGCUCAGGGAAGGACUCCACACUGGUGUGAACCCAGGGAUCAGGGAUAGAGACCUGGUGUCAGGCAGCAGGAAGAGGACUCUGUAAAGAUAGGUCCAGGCUCAGCCACAGUAGCAGUAUGACUUGAUUUCUCAGCAUCCCUGGCUUGUGUCCUCAAGGUGGUUUCAUGGCACAAAAUGGCUGCCAGGGCUCCAGGCUUCACCUCCUCUCUCAGAGGGAAAGGCUGAGGCCAGGGGGUGCUCAGAACCUUCUGGAAAUCUUCCUGGGAGGUCUUGGGACCCUCCUGCUUAUACCUCACUGGCGAGAACAGAGUCACAUGGCCACAUCUCCAGGCAGGGGAGGCUGGGAAAAUGUAGCUAUCCAGAUGUUAGAGGCAGGAGGGGAGGGGUCGGGCUUAAACAGUGGGUUCUCUGAAUGUCUCCAUCCGUUUCACAGAUGAGGAAACCGAGGUCCAGAGUGGGCAGUGGACUCACCAGGAGUCCCAUGGCCAGUUCUGAGCGUCAGAGUCAGGAUUCGAACCAGGGUUCUGUAACCUCCAUGCUGCUGACAGUACAAGUCUCAGACUCUGCAACUUCUUCCGGCUGUGAGCAUUUGGAAAUCUGUGUGUGCUGAGCUCAGAGCGGCCCAGGGGCCGCAGGUGCACCUGGAGGGCUGGACCCAGCCUUCUGGCUGUGGCCCCUGGCUGAGGCUUCGCUGCUCUGUGUCUCAGUUUCCUUGUCUAUAAAAUGGGGACAUAAGCAGUUCCCCCCUCCUAGGGCUCCAUUCCAGGUGCCUGUGCACAGUAGUCCUCAGUGGCAUGUCCACCUGUGCUGUCGUCAGUCUGGACCCCUGUGGCAGGAAAAGGUGGUUGAUGGCCACCUUCUGGGGCUCAUGAAACUGCCAAGGCUUAGAGUGGAUAACUCAGAGCCCCAGGGAUCUCCAGAGGCCCUAGCCCCACUCCCAUCCCACACAACCCUCAAAUAAACUCUGACCCUCGCUAUCUCCUUAGUCACUUGAGCCACAUCCAAACAUGCUGUGUGGUCAAGCCCAGGCCCGGGGUAAUGGGUGGGGUGACAGGAAUGGGGUGGGGGGCAAGGGUGUACUUCUUGUGGACCCUAGUCGGGGACCCAUGGAUAUAAAUCUUCAUGCGUAUAAAUUUCACCGGGGGUGGGGAAGCCUGGCCUCCACCCUCACCCCAAAUGGACAGAUGUCCCCGGAAUUCUCCCAGUGCGUCCCUUCCUGGGCUGCACAGGCACUCUGAGGCCCAGGGAGAGGAGACAGCUCAGCCACAAAGUGGCUUAAAGCCCCCCUAGGGCCCUUUCCAAUGGACAAAGAGGUGCCAGCGCUCAGCUGGGGGGGGCUGAUACCCCAAGCCUGACCCUGGCAGGGACCCUGCUGAUCCGAUACACGCAGACCUGAGUGGCCGACCGACUCUGACUUCAGCUGCCUCCUCCCAGAGCUGCCGGGAAGCUGCACAGACCUCCUUUCUGGUGGAGUGGAGGGAAGAGAUGACACACAUGAAUGUCCCACGUGGCACCUGACAUGUGGGGCACCCAGUAAGCAUGGGUUCUUGGGGAGCAUAAGAAAUAUCAGUGAAAAAGAUCAAAUAAAAAUAAAUGUCGGGGCACCUGGCUGCCUCAGUUGGUAGAAUGUGCCACU
Messenger RNA from Zalophus californianus (California sea lion), 2652 nucleotides. RefSeq names its product transmembrane protein 221 (gene TMEM221). The record is from RefSeq and is a predicted model, not a curated record. Lineage: Eukaryota; Metazoa; Chordata; Mammalia; Carnivora; Otariidae.